CCAAUGCUAAUAAGACAUUUCGUGAAAAUAAUCGCUUGUUGACACUGGCCGCGAUUGGCUGUAUAAAAAAAAAAAAAAAAAAAAAAAAACAAAAAGAAAACAACAAAUUUAUAAUGUCAUCGAAAACAAUGCACAACGAGCAUAUAAAACGACCUAUGAACGCGUUCAUGGUUUGGUCAAGAGGUCAGCGACGGAAGAUGGCGCAGGAAAAUCCAAAGAUGCACAAUUCCGAAAUAUCGAAGCGACUCGGUGCCGAAUGGAAGCUUCUCAGCGAAGGCGAAAAGCGACCGUUCAUCGACGAGGCAAAAAGACUGAGGGCGCUGCACAUGAAGGAGCACCCUGACUACAAAUACCGUCCGCGACGAAAGCCGAAGUCGCUUGUGAAGAAGGAGAACAAAUUCGGUUUUUCCCUAUCGCCGUUGAUGUCGCCGGGAGAAACGUUGAGCGGAAUACCUCGUAGCCUCCUGCCACCAAUGCCGCCGCCGACGCACCCCCUCCUCUCUCACGAGGACCUCAAGAUACCCCGAUUCUUCCCACCCUUUCCCUACCCCCUCUACCCCCUCCACCACAAGCUGGGUGACGACUUCGCGGGGGGUAAACUCGCCGCGGAAUUCUCGGCCUUCCAGGCGUUAUACGGCAGCACCUUUUACUCCCAGGCAGCGGCCACCGGCUGGCCCGGACUCGGGACCCAGUCAUGCGCCCCGAAUUGCGGAUGUCCGAGUCCAACGAGCGAGUCCAAGAGACCGCUGUACCUCCUGGUCAAACCGGAGGACCGAUUUUCGGCACCGAACAAGGCGGAGGAGGUCGGCAAGGACGUCGGCUCUUCGCCGGGGGUCGGAGAGCCGCCCGACGAGGAUGCCGGCUACAGGGAGAGGAGUUUCGAGGGUUCGACGGCGGGCAGGAGUUCGUCGAACGGAGCGGUCAAGCCGGGGGCGGUAGACGCUUGUCCCUUCUCGGUUACGAGCUUGACCGGAAAUCCCCCCGACGCCUCCCACCACGUCAUAUGAAGACCGCUCCCGGUUCUCCCGGAUCUAAAUUUCCGCGGGAACCACGUAUCCUCAGGCUGGACGACGCCUGACUGGUGGAGGAUACCCCCCAUGCUGUCGCCCAUUCCUCGGGCCACCGUUACCACCGUUACCACCGUAAACGCUGCGGCCUGCGGUGCGGGGGACAGAAAUUCGGCCGAAGAUGUUAACCGAUCCGUGCCCGGAGAUGCGGAUCUCGAAUUGGACUGCAGAUCCCCCGCAAAGGUCAACGGCGUUUAGUAGCAAUUGUGAAUUUGACUGUGAACUGUUACAUGUUACACGCGAUUCCGCGACGCGGGUUAUAAUCAACUCCUCUGAUAUAUUCAAACCGGAUCUCUUCUCUUAUUAUAUUGCUAUAAUGACAGCGCGGAGAGAUUAUCCAACAAUCGUUAUUUAUUUAACUUUUUCUCGGCGUAGUACGUGUUACACGCAUUCCUAUCUUAACUACUCAUAAUCAGUUGAACUCGCUAAUUUCGAUUUAUCAUGCUCUGACUAAGAACGUCCGAUCUUUGAAACGACACGGACAAGCGGAACAUUGAAUUUUCAAGUUGAACAGCCAAGUUGCAAGUAAGAAGGGAGAAACCACGUUUGUUGUUUGUCGCAAGUUUCUUCUUUCUUUCUUUCUUUCUUUUUUCAAUCACUUGCAGAGCACCGAUGUUACAGAUACAGUCUUUCUCUCUGUUCACACCAUUUGCAACCUUGAACCGUUUGUACUUUCUUAAAUACUUUAUCCUUCGCACACGGUUUAAUAAACAGCGCACCAAUGAUUAACACUUUGAUUGUUGAAAAUCACCCUUUACCAGAAAUCGUGCACAACAGAAAGAGAAGUUCGAAGGACACUUCGAAUAAUGAUAUAAAAAUUGAAAGAACAGACGUACGCGCGUGGUAUCGACUUUCACGUAACCUAAUACAGAUCCCGCAUGCGGUACGCAAUAAUGAGGUACGAAAAUAUUGUCAAGUUCCUGCAGAAUUCCUCACGUGCAGAAACGAAUAGGUAGGCAUAAAAAAAGGCAAAGUAUACUCGUUGCGUACAAACUCCUGCCGGAUCUAAAUGCGGUUUAAAAAAAAAACUACCUACACACGAGCAGAUCAAUUGAUAAUUGAGAAUAGAAAAAAAUCUUUGACGCUAUUUCUUCCAAAAGCGGCAAGGCAAAGGGACAGACGGACGGAUUCGAUAAGCCGAUCGACUGUGCAUAUACGUACGAAAUGAAAGCUUGCGCGUAGAUAGCUAAGUCGAAAUCCUACAAAGGGCGAAUUGCCCGGGAGUGUUCCAUUCCGGGUAUACCUUGUACAUGCCCGGAGUCCGACGAAAUUCAGACGAAACGCAUACGUAUUAUCCUACGAGAUCACAGUGGAUGCCUCUACCUAGACAUGAGUAUGUAUAUAAUAUAUAUGUGUGUGUACGUCUGCACGCGAAUCGCGAAUUGACGUAGUUGUACAUGUAAUACAUGGGUAUGUGUAUACAGGCAAUGGCGAAAGAUAAAGUGCACAGAAAGAAGA
Molecule: messenger RNA, 2525 nt
Organism: Neodiprion virginianus
Lineage: Eukaryota; Metazoa; Arthropoda; Insecta; Hymenoptera; Diprionidae
Product: transcription factor SOX-3-like
Exons: 2
Coding region: 114-1007 (297 amino acids)
Biological process (GO): anatomical structure morphogenesis; regulation of DNA-templated transcription; cell differentiation
Molecular function (GO): DNA-binding transcription factor activity, RNA polymerase II-specific; RNA polymerase II cis-regulatory region sequence-specific DNA binding
Source: RefSeq, a predicted model, not a curated record